UCCUGUUAUUUGCUGAAAACAAACAAACAAAAAAUGGGACGUUUCUUUUUCUUUUAUUCAUUUCUCUGUUUUGUGUUGCUAAUAAAUGAAUGCUUUUCUUCUUCCUUUGAUCAUCAUCUUUGCUCUCCCACUGAAGCUUCCGCUUUGCUUCAGUUCAAACAAUCCUUUCAAAUUAUGUCCUGUAAUUAUUUCUGUGAUGGAACUUGUUUCCCAAAAACAAAGUCUUGGAAUGAGAGUAGGGAUUGCUGCAGUUGGGAUGGAGUCACUUGUGACUUGUUAAACGGUCAUGUUAUCGGUUUAGACCUUAGUUGCAGUCAGAUUGUUGGCACUUUUCAUCCCAAUAGCAGCCUCUUCCAACUUCAUCAUCUCCAAACACUAAACCUUGCUUACAAUGACUUUUAUCCUUCUUCGAUCCCACAGAACAUUAGCCAAUUGAGGAAUUUGAGGCAUCUCAACCUUUCUGAUGCUUGGUUUCAAGGGAAAAUCCCAACAGAAAUAUCAUACCUUUCCAAUUUGGUUUCACUUGAUCUUUCUAAUAGUUAUCAUAGAUUACAACUUGAUGAGAGAACAUUUGAAACAAUGCUUCACAACUUGACAAAUCUUGAGUUACUAGCUCUCUCUCUUGGCAACAUCUCAUCACCCAUUCAUCCCAAUAGCAGCCUCUUCCAGCUUCAUCAUCUCCACACACUAAACCUUUAUAACGAUUACUUUCCUCCUUUUUCAAUCCCAAAUGGCAUUGGCCGAUUGAGGAAUUUGAGGCAUCUGAUACUCCUUGGCUUUGAUGGAAAAAUCCCAACAGAAAUAUCAUACCUUUCCAAUUUGGUUUCACUUGAUCUUUCUAAUAGUUAUGCAUUAGAACUUGAUGAGAGAACAUUUGAAACAAUGCUUCAAAACUUUACAAAUCUUGAGUUACUAGCUCUCCCUCUUGGCAGCAUCUCAUCACCCAUUCAUCCCAAUAGCAGCCUCUUCCAGCUUCAUCAUCUCCACACACUAAACCUUGCUUGCAAUUACUUUCCUCCUUUUUCAAUCCCAAAUGGCAUUGGCCGAUUGACGAAUUUGAGGCAUCUGAUACUCUCUGACUUUGAUGGACAAAUCCCAACAGAAAUCUCAUACCUUUCCAAUUUGGUUUCACUUGAUCUUUCUAAUAGUUAUGCAUUAAAACUUGAUGAGAGAACAUUUGAAACAAUGCUUCACAACUUGACAAAUCUGGAGCUACUUUCUCUCUCUGACGUCGACAUCUCAUCUCCGAUACCUCUCAAUAUUUCUUCUUCUUUAAGGCACUUGGAUCUUGAUAAUACUAAUCUGCGAGGUGUUCUCACAGAGAGCUUUUUCCUUGUUCCAAACAGCUUGGAAACGCUCAAAUUGAGUGGGAAUAAUCUUCUCAAAGGAGUAUUUCCAAAGGUACACCGGAGCAACACUCUGUUAAUGGAGUUGGAUAUUUCAUACACAGGCAUCUCUGGUGAGCUGCCAGAUUCAAUUGGCAACUUCAGUUCCUUGAAUAUCUUGAACCUCUAUGGAUGUCAAUUCUCUGGUUCCAUUCCUGAUUCCAUAGGCAACCUAACACUAAUUACAAAGUUAUAUUUAUCUAAUAAUCAUUUCACUGGCAAUAUUCCUGAUGUUUUCUCUAACCUCCAAGAUCUAUAUUAUUUAGAGCUUUCUAAAAACAGCUUCAUCGGUUUGUUUCCCGUUUCAAUUUUAAGUUUGACAUGUCUUAAAUAUUUAUACAUGUCGAAUAAUUCCCUAUCUGGCCCACUUCCUAAUAAUGUGAGCAUCCUUCAAGAGCUAGUUUCUGUGGAUUUGUCUUUCAACUCACUGAAUGGUACCAUACCAUCUUGGGUGUUUAGCCUACCUAUGAUUUAUUCAGUGUCUCUCCAACAUAACCAAUUCAGAGGAAUAGCCGAUGAAGUGAUCAAAAUAAACCCAACAUUAUAUGAACUGCAUUUAAGCAAUAAUCAACUCAGUGGUUCUUUUCCUCAAUCACUUGUGAAUCUCACAAAUCUUGUAACCCUUGGAAUUUCAUCAAAUAACAUCACCAUUGAUGAGGGAAUGAAUAUCACCUUUCUUAGCCUAUCAUCUUUAUUCUUAUCAUCUUGUCAACUGAAGCAUUUUCCACACUUCUUGAGAAAUAUAAACACACUUGUGUACUUGGAUAUUUCUAACAAUAAGAUUUGUGGUGAAAUUCCUAACUGGUUUAGCGGCAUGUGGUGGAACUCGUUGCAGUUCCUAAACCUUUCUCAUAAUUCAUUAACAGGCCACCUACCACAGUUUCAUUACUAUAGUCUAGAGUAUCUUGAUCUGAAAUUUAACUCCCUUCAGGGUCCACUACCUUCAUCCAUUUGUAACAUGAGCAAACUUAUCUUAUUAGAUUUAUCACAUAACUACUUCAGUGAUUCUGUUCCACAUUGCUUGGGAAGCUUGGAUUUACUAGCGGCGCUGGACUUAAGAAGGAACAAUCUCACAGGGAAUCUUCCUCCAUUAUGUGCACAGAGCACUUCAUUGAGUACCAUUGUCGUAAAUGGUAAUCGAUUUGAAGGACCUGUUCCUGUGUCAUUGCUCAAGUGUAAUGGUCUAGAAGUCCUUGAUGUGGGGAACAAUGCUAUAAAUGACACAUUUCCAGCUUGGCUCGGAAUUCUUCAAGAGCUGCAGGUCCUUAUAUUAAAGUCGAACAAGUUCCAUGGACCUAUAAGUAUGUGUCAGACUGAGUUUUGCUUUCCCAAGUUGCGAAUUUUUGAUCUUUCUCGUAAUGAUUUCAGUGGCUCACUUCCUGCAAAAGUUUUUGGAAACUUCAAGGCAAUGAUCAAAUUAGAUGGUGAAGACAGAGGAAAUAUCAAGUACAUGACAUCUCUGUUGAAUUCGCCAUUUGUCACAUCGUAUGAGAAUUCAGUGAGUUUGGUAAUCAAAGGGCAGGAUUUUGAGCUACAAAGAAUCAGCACAAUUACGACAACCAUAGAUCUCUCAAGCAACCAUUUUGAAGGUGUCAUUCCGAAAACACUAAAGGAUCUCAGGUCACUUUGGCUACUCAAUUUAUCUCAUAACAAUCUCAUAGGUCAUAUUCCAAUGGAAUUGGGGCAAUUGAAUAUGCUUGAAGCUUUAGAUCUCUCUUGGAAUCGGCUGACUGGAAAGAUUCCACAGGAAUUGACAAGACUGAACUUUCUGGCCAUCUUAAACCUCUCUCAAAAUCAUCUCAUGGGACCAAUUCCUCAAGGUCGACAGUUCAACACAUUUGAAAAUGACUCAUAUGGUGGCAACCUUGAUUUAUGCGGUGUUCCUUUAACUAACAAAUGUGGAACGAGUGAUUCAUCGCAUGUUCCUCAACCAGAAGAUAAAGACGAGUCAUAUUUUUUCAGUGGAUUUACUUGGGAAUCAGUAGUCAUAGGCUACAGUUUUGGACUAGUUGUUGGAACAGUCAUGUGGAGUCUCAUGUUUAAAUAUCGCAAGCCAAAAUGGUUUGUGGAAUUUUUUGAUGGACUGAUGCCUCACAAAAGAAGAAGGCCGAAAAAGAGAGCUCAGAGACGAUGACUUAAUGGAAGAUUGAGAGGGGCCAAGUUGUCUUUGUUUAAUUUUGUGGACUAAUUAGUGAAGUUUUCUGGUUCUGUUUUUAUCUUUUCAACUUUCUGUCUGUUGUUUGUAUAUGUUUGAUAGAAACAUAAUUGUAUUUGUGUUAUUCAUGUUAUGUUAGUUUGUUAUAUAGAUCUGUCUAUAACAGCUUCAUCGGUCUGUUUUCCUAUUCAAUUGUAAGCUUGACACAUCUUCAAAGCUUAAACAUAUCGAGUAAUUCCCUA
Solanum lycopersicum (tomato) is the source of this 3782-nucleotide messenger RNA. RefSeq names its product receptor-like protein Cf-9 homolog. The record is from RefSeq and is a predicted model, not a curated record. Gene Ontology annotation, molecular function: protein binding. NCBI's taxonomy places the organism in Eukaryota, Viridiplantae, Streptophyta, Magnoliopsida, Solanales, Solanaceae.